AUGAACGCGCACUUCAGGAGCUUCGCGCGGAGCUCUGGGAUCGGCGUGGAUGCGGAAAACCUGCCGUCCCGAUUUUUUCCUGACUCGAUCUUCCGGGCGGACGUGCUUAUGCCGCUGUUCGUUCCCCCCUCGGCCGGUCCCUGCUUCCGCGGGCCGGCGGGGGGAGAGCUCCACCCGGCGAGGGCCGCGCUUGGGGGCCGCGCCUGCGCUGGCACGUGCAGGCGACGGUGCGGCCCUCCGUGCAGCGAGGCCCGUCGGCGGCAGCCCAGACGGUGCAAAAGGGAGCAACUCGAGUUCGGAAGGGGCUGGACGCAGCGCUCCUGCGGCCAGAAUGGAGCUCCGUUCCUUGUCUAG
Messenger RNA from Prorocentrum cordatum, 354 nucleotides. NCBI's taxonomy places the organism in Eukaryota, Dinophyceae, Prorocentrales, Prorocentraceae. The record is from the annotation of a GenBank genome assembly.